Molecule: messenger RNA, 1931 nt
Organism: Musa acuminata AAA Group (dessert banana)
Lineage: Eukaryota; Viridiplantae; Streptophyta; Magnoliopsida; Zingiberales; Musaceae
Product: myb-related protein 308
Exons: 2
Coding region: 1030-1755 (241 amino acids)
Source: RefSeq, a predicted model, not a curated record
GGGGAAGGGCAAAUCCACCCACACCCUCACGCCCUUCCUAACUCCACUCCCACUUGCUUGCAACCAAGACUUGCACCACGAGGCCAUGGGGGCAGGGAAAGUGAAUGGUGAACCAAAUCAUUCUAAGCUCUCUUUACCCACCACCUCCACCUCCACCUCCACCACCGCCACACCUCCCCUUCUUUCUCUCCCUCCCCCGUGAUGAAGAAAGAGAUGGUGGCCAACAGUAGGCAGGCAACAGUCCCUGUGGGGGGAAAGGAGGAAGAGAGAAUUCCAAGACAAGCUUCUACCUAAUGCCAAUGACACACACCAAAAUAUCCCCCCUAAAGUUAGCCAUCCCCAGUCUGUCUGAUGUGUGCCAUUACCUGCAUCGUGUCUCCUUCUUCCUGCGACUCAACUCCACUGACAUCUAAUCAGGUUAGAAAGAAACGCAUAGCUCACACUAAGUUCGUCUCAACAUAAUACUGCUGCCACUAUUGGGCGACCAACCAAGCCAAAUUGCUGUGAUGCGAGCCAUAUGUUGCACAUGGAAUCUGGUGGGUGGCCCUCACACCGUCCCUCCCUCCCCCCCUAAUAGUCUCAUCAUCAACUGUACAUCAUUGCAACUGAGCUGAGUUGUUAAGGCUGUAGAUUCUUGAAGCAAAGGGUGACUCUAUCUCUCUCUCUCUCUCUUUCUCUCUCACGCACAGGACAUCCACUGUGGGCUUCUGCUGCCUUUACACCUACCGACCUUUUGGGGGCGGCCACGGGCAGCAAGCAAUGAUGGGGUGGGUGCCUUUUGAAGCUGGUAACUGCACGGGAGUGAUGUCAUCAUGGCUCGUGAGGAGGAGGCCUACCAUGCCGUCCAAUUCCUCUCCCCCGCUUCUUUCCCAAUCAUCCAACCUUUUCCUCACCAACUUUGCCUCUAGAAGACCGUCCACGGCAGUCAAAUGCUUAUAAAUCUCCAUAUCCUUCUUCUCCGAGAGGAUAAGAUAUGUAAAUGGAUAGAGAGAUUUACGGCAAAGGCGGAGCUUAGUGAGAUAGCCAUUGAUGGGGAGGUCCCCGUGCUGCGAGAAAGCGCACACCAACAAGGGGGCGUGGACCAAGGAGGAGGACGACCGGCUCAUCGCCUACAUCCGCGCUCACGGGGAGGGGUGCUGGCGCUCGCUGCCCAAGGCCGCCGGCCUCCUCCGCUGCGGCAAGAGCUGCCGACUCCGCUGGAUCAACUACCUCCGCCCCGACCUCAAGCGCGGCAACUUCACGGAGGAGGAGGACGAGCUCAUCAUCAAGCUCCACAGCCUCCUCGGCAACAAGUGGUCACUGAUCGCUGCGCGGCUUCCCGGGAGGACGGACAACGAGAUCAAGAACUACUGGAACACCCACAUCAGGAGGAAGCUGCUGAGCAGGGGAGUGGAUCCCGUCACUCACCGCCCGAUCAACGGCCAUGGUUCCGAUACAGCCACCCAUUUCGAGAGGAAGGCUGCUGCGAUUGGCUUCGGACCAGACCAGGAGUUGGACAAGAUCAGUAGCAGCGAGGAGUCGUCGGCGUGGCAGCAGCGGCAGCCCAAGUGGCUGGACCUCAAUCUGGAGCUAUGUAUAAGCCCUCCUUCCCAACAGCAACAACCUUUAGAGCCCGUUGAUGGAGGGGGAGAGCAACCGCAAAGCCUGUGCUUUAGCUGCGGCGCUGCCGUGGGGUCGCCGAAGCGCCACAAGGAGUGCAAGUGCAGAGACCUCAUUGGCCUCAGCACUGGAAUGCUGGACUACAGAAACCCAUAGAACUCCCAGAGAAGAGAAUGUACUCAAAGAAUCCUCCAUUUCUUGGUGUGUGUGUGUCUGCGCGCGCGCAUGUAUAUCUACAGGUAUACUAGGCAGGUUUCUACCAUGGUGGCAUUGUCGUGGAUGCCUGUCAUCUCUUUGUCGAUGAAUGAAGCUAUUAUAUAUUGGCAUCUCAA